GAGCACGCGUUUCCCAUCGAAGCGCGCUAUUUUCGAUUCUUCAACGUCCGCAUGCAUUUUAUAUGAAUACUUCAUCAACGGGAAGCCAUUCGGACGGAACUGAUACUGCACAUGUAUUCCUCUGAACCUUACUCAGCUUCUGACAUUGCUUCGAUACUUCCUCCAUAUGAGAUUGAACCGAGCGGAAUUUUGGUUGCCGGAGAAGAAGUAGUCUAUAGCUGUGAGAAGAAGUCGUCUGAGCCUAGAAUUGUCACAAGAAAUUAUUCCGUCAGUGUAGAUGACGAUGAAACGUGUCGGACUGACCGACUGUCGUCGAAAAUUAGCCUAAAUGUGUCUGUGAUAAGAAAGAUUCGAUCGUCUUCACCGAAUACUAGCCCUUGGUUUCCCAAAAAAGUUGUUGUCUCGACCGGCAAACGAAGGAUCGAGACAAUGGCUUGGGCUCAUAGUUCAGGGAACCAGCUUAGUCGUCCGAGUCCAACACGAGCAGCCUUUCUCGAUGACGAUUCGCGGAACAACCUUUCUCUGGCGCAAGUGAAUGAGUCCACCGUUUUGGAUGACUUGGAUAUCACUCCUUGCACCUCCUCGAAGGACUGCGACCCUUCUUUGUCAUCCGUCAAUGCACCCUGGUACACUCCACGAAGUUCUUCCAUGCCCUCCACAUCAUCAGAGUCUUCAGAGGGAUUUCAAAUAGACUCCGAGGUAUCCAAAGGAGACUCUAACUCGUUAUGCAGGUCAGGUCAAGCUGGAGAUGGUGUUGUGCGAGCUGAAGCUGAUGAACCUCCUACAGAAGCAAGAAAGUUUGCCGUUGAGGUCCAGCACUUUAGCGUACCGCUAAAGGUUUAUCCUGGAUCUUCUGGGACUAAGUCUGCUUCAUUACAACGAACACAAUCGGAGUUUCCAUGUCCAGUGGAGGGCUGCUCCUCUAUUUUACGAACUCGCACUGCCUUGCGAAAACACUCCCUCGUUCAUGCAGAGCGUAAAUUCUCCUGCAAUGUAUGUGGGAAGAGUUUUGCUGAAAGGACGAAGCUGAAUCGCCAUAUGCUCACUCACACUGGUCAAAGAGCUUUUAAGUGCGAUUACGAGGGUUGCGAUAAGGCCUUCUCAUUGGAAGCAAACUUGAAAUCACAUAUCAAAACUCAUACAGGUGAGAAGUCGUACAAAUGUCAGUUCUGCAACCAUGCCUUCACUCAUCCAUACAAUUUACGGGUUCACAUAUCAAGACGCCAUAAAGGGCAGAUAUGAAUUUCCAUGCUUUGUGAAUUUUUAUGAAUGUAAACAUUGCACACUUUAUACUUUCAAGGAGAUCAAGCUCACUAUUACACUGUGAUUUGCUAUAUAGUGUGAGAUAAAACAACCCGAGGGUGAUUUCUUCGAGCAGUUGUUCAUAGAAAACAAAAAUGAUGAAUA
Messenger RNA from Cylicocyclus nassatus, 1407 nucleotides. NCBI's taxonomy places the organism in Eukaryota, Metazoa, Nematoda, Chromadorea, Rhabditida, Strongylidae. The record is from the annotation of a GenBank genome assembly.